UCGAUCACCACGCGGCUAGGUCAGAAGUUUCCGUUAAACAGAAAUUGAUUACAAAAUUAUAGACAUCAAUAUCUCGAUUUUAAUAAAUCAGUAACGAAGACGUUGGAAGGUUUUCAUGUGUAGUUCGGAAACAGUGCAAUUUGUUGGAGUCAAAAGUUCACAACUUGAUAAGCAAUAUCCCAAAACGCGAACGCCUACCGAGCCUUUCUUGAUUGUCCGAAGUAGCAGUCAACUGCCAAUACCUCAUGUUUCAAAGUUCUUUUAACUAUCAAGUAGAAAGAUGUUAGGUGUUAAUCCACCUGGGUGGUAUUUUCAGCAAGGUUCCCAGCAGUACAACCAUGACCGUAACCCUUAUCCCUUACAAAGUGGAAGUCCUUCAUGGUCAUCAUUUCCGCCUAUUCCAUUUCAUAAUCAAAGCAAGUUUACGUAUCCGAAUGACUAUCCAAGAGCUUACCCUACCAUUCAGCACAUUCAAUCAUCUUUUUGCUACCAUGCCCAUUCCCAUCCUUCAUUUACUGAUCUGCAGACAUUUUACAAAAAGGAUGUUGAAACAAGAGCAUUCUUCCCAUCAACACAUGGAAGCUGGAAAAUGACAUAUGCUUCCCAGAAAUUCCAGCCUAAUGGUCAUUGUGUUUAUCACGAACAAGAAGCAGACUGGUUUGAUUUUGAUGAUGAAACUACAGAUGAAGAUUUUCAAACCGUCGAGCGAAGGUUUGAUUUAUUUCCUGUGCCCGAAGAACCUGUAUUGCCAAUUGAAAAAUUAACUGUCGCUAUAAUGGAUGAUUUCGAGUUCUACUGCGAUGAUGAAAAUUUCAUCCAGGUUUACACGGAUGGAUCAUUCAUCAACGGUCGUUACAAGCUGGUUGAUUCAGUUUCUGCCAUAGGAGUGUGGUUUGGACCAAAUCAUAAAUUGAAUGUCAGCCAACCAACCCGUCUUGGUGGAUACAACAGCGAUGGGGCUGAGCUUGAGGCCAUCAUCGAAGCAAUAAAAAUUGUUUGUUCGUGCGGUGUGGAUAAGGUUCAAGUUAACACAGAUAGUAAAAAUUCUGUUAGAUUUGUGACUUAUUUUAUUAGUAAAUGGGAAGCGAACGGAUGGCGGAAUAUAAAAGGAUUCCCUGUACGGAACCAGAACCUUAUCCGCCAGCUUUAUCAUUAUUCCCAGUUGGUUACCAUAAAAUGGAAUUACGUGCCUUCGUGUGGAGGAGUGCGAGGGAAUAUUGAGGCGGAUCGCCUUGCAAGGAUUGCCUCUGCCGCUUGUGCAACCGCUUCUGGCAAACGGAAAUCACGAUAUGUAUCUGUAAGGAAAAUUUCAGAAGAUCGUCCCAAUCGAAUGCAUAACCGGAAGCUGCAAAGGUAUUCUCCAUAUUGAAAAGUGAUUUCGUAUUUUCAGCACAGUGUUAGAGUCAGUCUUUAAACUUGGCAAGAGCAGGUUGCGCUUAACUUGUUUUUCUUCUAAUUAAAUUAAACUACAACGUUCUGCAAAAAAAAAAAAAAUACCUGUUUUCAUGAUUUGAACUUGUUCUUCCGUUCAGUUUUAUUUACAUUGCAGUCAAACAUCUUUUUGUUUAUGUAUUCAAUUUAUACUUUAGUAGACUGUUCAAGCUCACGUACAGUUUUCUUUCGCCUUUCAUGUUUCAAAUCAGAUGUGAAAAUAUAUGCAACUACGACAACGUU
This is a messenger RNA of Daphnia carinata, 1674 nucleotides long. RefSeq lists its product as uncharacterized. Lineage: Eukaryota; Metazoa; Arthropoda; Branchiopoda; Diplostraca; Daphniidae. The record is from RefSeq and is a predicted model, not a curated record. Gene Ontology annotation, biological process: DNA replication, removal of RNA primer. Bases 281 to 1369 code for a protein of 362 amino acids. The transcript is spliced from 6 exons. Gene Ontology annotation, molecular function: RNA-DNA hybrid ribonuclease activity; nucleic acid binding.